Molecule: messenger RNA, 3072 nt
Organism: Babesia microti strain RI
Lineage: Eukaryota; Apicomplexa; Aconoidasida; Piroplasmida; Babesiidae
Product: Adenylate cyclase type 10
Exons: 1
Coding region: 1-3072 (1023 amino acids)
Biological process (GO): cyclic nucleotide biosynthetic process; intracellular signal transduction
Source: RefSeq, a predicted model, not a curated record
AUGGAUAAUGUAAAGGAUCUCGUACUUGGUAGCAUAUGUCCUUGUCUCUUCCGAAGAUGUAGACUAUGGAGACCCAUCCCAAACUUUGUAAAAGCUGAUAUAAAUGGAUUUAAAAUAGUGGAUUCGAUACAUUUUUCACAAAGUGAAGAUGUUUGUAAUAUAUUAAGGGCAUCUGGAGAAACUAAUUAUAUAAUUGAUGAUGAUAUACUUAGCGAUAAUUUUGAUGGCGAAUUCCAAGAAACAGGAUCUUAUUUAUCUAUUGAUAAUAUGUGUUAUCAAUAUGGCAAGGUAGAUUUGCAUCCUUUAUUAAAUGUUGACAUGCUUAAAAGAAAUGAAUCAAGGUACAGAGUAAUGAUGUCAUUACGUGGAAAUGAAAAUUUGCGGCCUCCGAUAGAUAUAAACGAAAUUGUAUCGUUUGUGCCUAAUCUUAUAUUAAAUAAUUUAAUGAAUAAUUCUAAGGAUGUGAAAAUCGAUUUGGAUAACGAUUCUGCGAUUUCUCUAAAAACAUCAGAGUAUGACGCUAUAAUUGUAUUUUGCGAUGCCAGUGGUUUUACAUCAUUGGCAGAUUCGCUAUGCCGUUCUAAGUAUGGAGCCGUUAGGCUUGGUAAUUGUUUAAAUAAAUUUUUUGAUCCCUUAAUAGAUACAAUUUAUUCUUGGGGAGGAGAAAUAUUGUCAUUUUCAGGAGAUGCAGUCACUGCUUGUUGGUUAAUCUCUCCCACGCCUAAUGGAGAUAACAGUGAAUUUGAUACACAACGUAUUAACUCUAGUUUAUGCGCACUUUCUUGCUGCGGGGAACUUCAUCUUGGAUUAAAUGAAUUUCCUACUCCAGUUACUGAUAAAGUUUUAUCAUUGCAUAUUGGUGUUGGAUAUGGACAACUUAAAUUGACGCCGAUAAAAGUUGAUCAGGAUUCUGCGAUUUCAUUCAUUAUUACAGGUUCUUCGAUCGUUGAAGCCACUAAGGGGGAAACUCAAGCAUCAGGUGGUGAAACAGUUAUUGGACCAAAUGUUUUUGAAAUAUUAAAAAAUGUCGUACGUACCACGCCUAUGGAAUCUGGAUGGCACAAAGUCAAGCAUAUAACAUGCUCUCUUCCAAUAUGUCCAAAAAACAAAGAUGAUAAACAAUUAAAUAAAGAUAUACUUCCUUUGUUAGAGCAAUUAAUUCAACCAAAUAUCUUUAAUCAAGUCUGCUCCGGUCUUGGAUCAUUCUCCAAUGAGAUGAGAAGAAUAAGUGCGGUAUUUGUAGGAUUAAGGUCUAUAUCUAUAUUGGAUUCUAAAAUAGAGGAUCAUGCCGCUAAAUUGCAUGUUGAAUGUAAAAAAAUAUCAAGUUCAUAUGGAGGAACAUUGAAUAAGAUAAAUGUAGAUGAUAAAGGCGUUAUUGCUCUAUUGUUAUUUGGGUUGCCUCCAGACUAUAGAUGUGAUUAUGCAACUAGGGCCGUAAAUGCUGCCAGAAAAAUUGUAUCCAAAUGCAGAGCAAGUGCUGGAGUUGUUACUGGAUAUGCAUGGUGUGGUCUGUUAGGAAAUAAUAUAAGGAAGGAGUAUACUGCUUUGGGAGAUCUAAUUAAUUUAUCAGCUCGACUUAUGGAAUUGGCAGAUGAUGGACAGGUCCUGGUUGAUCGAGUAACAUUUAAAAGAGUUAAAAAAAUUCCUCUAGUAUUGAGCGCACAUAAAAAAGUUAAAGGCAAAACGGGUAAUUUUGAUAUUUACCAAGUUUGUAAUAAAUACGAAUUAAAUUCUCAAAUUUUAUUUAAAAAGACAAAAAUGACAAAUUAUAUUCCUAAUUUCGUUGGGAAAUUAAUUAAUUGGAAAAAUUGGCCGUUUAGACAAAAUAUUAGUAAAAUUUUAGAUCCAUUAAUAUUAAAAGGAGGAAUUAAAAAUAUUUUAGCAACUAAAGGUGAAGGACUUGUAGAAGCUAUAUUAUUAUCCACUUACUAUUUUGGAACUAAAAACUGGAUGGCCCUAAGGGUUGAAAACGGCAAUUGGAAAGGAUUAAUAGAUAAAAUAUUAUCUACAGAUAAAAUAUCAACUGCAAAACAACUAUUAGCACCUAGAUUCCAUUCCAAAUUGGGAGCAUUAUUUGAUUCAUCAUUUUUUGAUAAGGAUACUACUAUGUUAAAGAGGUUUUCUUUUGGUCUAGAUUUAGAAAGUGCCAGAAAAGUUUGGGGAUCGCCUUAUGAAGUUCUAAUUGAAAUAUUUAGGGGUUAUGCAAAAUUAUUUGGUUCAGCAGGGAUCGUUAUUAUAGUUGAAGCAUUUAAAGAUGAUCCAAUGCUUGAAGAUAUGAUUAAAGUUGUUUUGUCGGAUAGCAAUAGAAUCAAAAAGGUCGCUAUUCUCACUUUAGGGACAAAACGUAUUAAAAAUGUGCCAACUAGCGUUAUAGGGACACUUUCACGGGAGGAAUCUAGAAAUUUGACCGCACAUAUUUUACGUCAGCCCAUAGACUCCGCUAAUAUAGAUUUAUUAUCAGAAUAUGUAUACAGAAUUACUGGAGGAGCUAGCAGAUACUUAUCCCAAACUAUUAAACUUUUGAUAACAAAAGGAAUUAUCAAGUGGGAAGGAAUGAAUUAUUCUAAUAGAAGUGAAAAUGGCAAUGAUCAUUCGAAGGAUAGUGAUAAUGGAAUGUGUGACGAUGAAUCUUCGUCCGAUUCUGACUCUGACUCAGAUUUUAGUGUAUCUAUAGCUUCCGGAGAUGAAUUUUCAGAGGAAGAUUUAGAAUCUAUUAAUGGCGACGAUUUGAUGUUAAAUAUUGAAGAAUAUGGAGGUAUUGUUUUAGAUGAAUCUCUCGAUACAGCUCCCAUAAUAGAGUCAAUGUGGACAGAAGCAAUUAAAAUAGUUGAUAAUUUACCAGAAGAUCUUCUAAAAGGGGCUCUUUCUAUAGUAAAAUCCACUGGAAAUUUUUCAUCAGAAUCUGUUGAACCAAAUAUAUUGGAAAGUUUGGAAAUGGAAGGUGUAAUACGAAUUAUAAAAGAAACUGGGGGAAAUAUGUCAGAAAAUAUUUCUUAUACGCUUACAAAUGAUGCUAUUAGACGAGUCUUAACUGAAAAGUAUAUCAGUCGGACCUACAACCAGACACUAUAA